Syzygium oleosum is the source of this 1961-nucleotide messenger RNA. RefSeq names its product polygalacturonase At1g48100-like. NCBI's taxonomy places the organism in Eukaryota, Viridiplantae, Streptophyta, Magnoliopsida, Myrtales, Myrtaceae. Gene Ontology annotation, biological process: carbohydrate metabolic process. The transcript has 6 exons. The record is from RefSeq and is a predicted model, not a curated record. The coding region runs from base 402 to 1802 and encodes 466 amino acids. Gene Ontology annotation, molecular function: polygalacturonase activity.
CAGCAUCCUCCAACUCUCGAAACUAGCCACUGCGCGUGUGCGUGUAAAAGAACAACCUCGCAACUUGUUCUAGUGUCUCAUCACAAAGUGGUCAUCACUUUCACAUGCUCGGUGUAGCUCCAGUCCCACUUGGUUUUCAGGACUUCCCAAAACGUGGGUUCAUCUUCUCAUGCCUCUUUGUUCACUUCAGAAAAGCACAACCCUGUCAUAAUCUGAGUCAGGUUCCUUGAAUUCCAGGAAUAAUUGAGCGUGAACUCGAGUUACGGCUACGUGCUAAGCCCUAGUGGAAAAAAAGAGCCUAUUCUAGGAUAGUGAUAGUUUUGUGACUUCUUUAAAUAUCUACACAUUUCUCCCAUCACCUUAGUCACUCAUCUUUGCCCAAGUUUGCAAUUCUCUUCACCAUGACACACUCACUAGCUUCUCUUGCUGUGUUCACUUUCUUGUCACUCAUCUUGUUGCUUCCUCCAACUGAUGGGAGGACUCACAGUCACCACACGAAAAAAAAGAAUUUGCCUGCCGUGUCUCAUAUCUCGGCACCGCCCUCUCCGUCCCCUGAGCCCGCCAAUGCUGCUAGCCCCAGUUACAAUGGUGGCGAUGCAGAUUCCUUUUCUGCGUUCGAUGUGCGAAAGUUUGGUGCCAAAGGUGACGGAGUCACCGACGAUACGGAUGCAUUCAAGAUGGCCUGGGACGCGGCUUGCGACGCCGAGUCAGCCACUCUGCUCAUCCCUCGUGGCCAUUCCUUCAUGAUACAGUCUACCAUUUUCACAGGGCCUUGCAAAGCCAACCUUGUUUUCCAGAUUGACGGAACUAUAAUGCCACCGGACGGUCCCGACUUGUGGCCGCAGCGCAUAAGCAAGAGGCAGUGGCUGGUCUUUUACAGGAUCAAUGGAAUGUCAAUGCAAGGAGGCGGGCUAAUAGAUGGGAGAGGAGAGAAAUGGUGGAAUCUUCCUUGUAAGCCACACAAAGGAAUAAAUGGAACAACCAUGCCUGGCCCUUGUGACAGCCCAGUUGCCAUAAGGUUCUUCAUGAGCUCCAACUUGACAGUUCAGGGACUUAAAAUCAAGGACAGCCCUCAAUUCCAUUUCCGAUUUGAUGGCUGUCGCAACGUCCUCAUCGAAUCGCUCUCCAUCAAGGCGCCUUCUCAGAGUCCAAACACGGAUGGGAUUCAUAUAGAGAACACGAACAGUGUGGGAAUAUACAAUUCAAUGAUCUCUAAUGGUGACGACUGCGUAUCCAUUGGAGCGGGUUGCUAUGACGUUAAUAUAAGAAACAUAACUUGCGGUCCUAGUCAUGGAAUAAGCAUCGGCAGUCUUGGCGUUCGCAACUCCCACGCCUGCGUCUCGAACAUCACCGUGACGGAUUCUGUGAUCAAGCAUUCGGACAACGGGGUCCGGAUCAAGACGUGGCAGGGCGGUUCGGGUGCCGUCUCUCACGUGACCUUCGACAACAUCCACAUGGAUUCGGUUCGGAACCCGAUCAUCAUCGACCAAUACUACUGCCUCACCAAGGUGUGCGCCAACCAGACCUCGGCGGUCUACGUUUCUGACAUCUUGUACUCCAACAUCAAGGGCACAUAUGACGUCCGAAGCCCGCCGAUGCAUUUUGGGUGCAGCGAUGCGAUCCCGUGCACCAACCUGACGCUCUCGGAGAUCGAGCUGCUUCCGGCGCAGGGGGAAUACUUCUUGAACCCAUUUUGCUGGAACGCUUAUGGGAUUAUGCAGACACUCACAAUCCCACCAGCUAUGUGCUUGGUGGAGGGAAUGCCGGAGAAGAUAAUACAGACUGAUGUUGAUCAUUGUUGAUCCACGUGGGGUUAAUAUAUAAUAUUGUCUAGACUAAAUCAUCGUACUCAAGAAAUAUGUAGAGUCUAUUUAGAUAUCAAUUAAGAAAGAUAAUAGUUCUUAGUGAUAUGUUGCUCUUAAUUCAAUUUGCAAACCAUAUAGCACAUCAAAAGUUUUAAG